UAAUCAUCUGUUAGUGCUGUGAAAACUCAGUCAUGCGUGGCGCCCUUAUUUUCUUUGCUCUCAUUUUAUGGCAGUCUUUGCCUGGAUUUGAUGGACAUUUCGAAUACUACCUAAGGGAGUGUCAUUACAGCUCGGAAGAACUGAAAGACAUCGAAUUUAUUUACAGAUUCAUUUUUAAUAAAUUGGAAUAUGCGAGGUACAACAGCACUCUGAAUAAGUAUACUGGAUAUACGAAACAUGGGGUGUACAAUGCGAAGAUAUGGAACGAAAACGGAGAAACGGACAAACAGCAUACCAACGUGGAUUCGUACUGCAGGCACAAUGCUGAGCUGUACUUCAGAAACAUACUGUCGUACACAGUUGAACCUUCGGUAAGGGUUUAUUCUGAGAAAUCUGGCAGUCAGAGACACUCCACUAUGCUGGUAUGCAGUGCGUAUAACUUCUACCCAGAGGGAAUCAAACUGACUUGGCUGAGAGAUGGGAAGGAGGUGAAGACUGAUGUGACUUCCACUGAAGAGCUCUAUGAUGGAGACUGGUACUAUCAGAUACACUCUUACCUGGAGCUCACACCCAAAUCUGGAGAGACCAUCGCCUGCAAGGUGGAACACAGCAGCUUUUCUGAGCCCAAGGUCUUCAAAUGGGAUCCUUCAAUGUCUGAUGGGGACAGGAACAAAGUGAUCAUUGGGACUUCUGGACUGCUUUUGGGCCUGAUCCUCUCACUUGCUGGGGUGAUUUUCUACAAGAAGAAAUCCACAGGGAGAAUCCUGGUACCAGCAAGUUAAGUUUAGUCCCGAGUGCCCGUCCUGUCAACCCCUGCUUCUUGUUCUCCAGUCCUGAUCCAGCGUUCCAGUCCGGUAUUUCAUCACGCCUCCGUGUUCAAGUCUUACUCAGAUUCACGUUUCACUUUUCACCUUUGUUGCGAACACACUGUGUGUCUCUUUGUCCCACGUUCAUUGUUUCA
This is a messenger RNA of Scleropages formosus (Asian bonytongue), 961 nucleotides long. RefSeq names its product H-2 class II histocompatibility antigen, I-E beta chain-like. Gene Ontology annotation, cellular component: membrane; MHC class II protein complex. NCBI's taxonomy places the organism in Eukaryota, Metazoa, Chordata, Actinopteri, Osteoglossiformes, Osteoglossidae. Gene Ontology annotation, biological process: immune response; antigen processing and presentation. The record is from RefSeq and is a predicted model, not a curated record. Bases 33 to 782 code for a protein of 249 amino acids. The transcript is spliced from 6 exons.